AUGGCGGAGGGGACGUUCCUCGAGAAGGUCUCCAUCUGCUUCUGCGUGUGGCUCGUCCCUAUUGCUACCAGCGUCGCGGCGGCUGGGAUCGGCGUCGUGGGGCCCGUCAGCGGGAACUGGUGCUGGAUAACGUGGGACAGACCCGAUCUUCGAUUUGCCCUCACGUACGUUUGGCGUCUGUGGAUCAUGUUCGCCACCGUUUCCAUCUACGCUUACGUCUGGUGGUACCUCGGCCAACGCCUUCGGCCCGCUGCAAUGGCGCCGGCUUCCUUGGGCUGGACCGGAAGCUCGACGAGCACUGCCGCUCCGUUAACAGCACGCGAGACGACGCCGCUGGGAUACGACCUUCCCCCGCUGGGAUACAACCUUCCCCCGCUGGCGACGGACGCCACAGCGUUUCCUGUUACGAGGUGUUUAACAUCAGACAGCAGUAGCAGAAGCAUGCUAUCGCGGUGUAAUCCUCAACCAUGGGGAGAUGAUUACCUGGUGGACUCCCGACCGAGCUCUAGCCGAGACGUCGGCGCGAGUGAUAAAGUAAUGCCGCCGAAUCUCACCGCUGCGGCGGCGGCUCAUCAUUCGAUUGACGAGCAGACCCGGAGAUUGGAGCGGCGCAUCAAGCGCAUGAUGCUUCUCAACUCGUAUCCCAUCUUGUACAUCCUGCUCUGGAUCCCCGCCCUUGUGAACAGAGUGAUGGAAGCGUCUGGGGUCGAAUCGCAUGCAUAG
Messenger RNA from Colletotrichum aenigma, 723 nucleotides. RefSeq lists its product as uncharacterized. The transcript is spliced from 3 exons. Bases 1 to 723 code for a protein of 240 amino acids. Gene Ontology annotation, molecular function: G protein-coupled receptor activity. Gene Ontology annotation, cellular component: plasma membrane. The record is from RefSeq and is a predicted model, not a curated record. Lineage: Eukaryota; Fungi; Ascomycota; Sordariomycetes; Glomerellales; Glomerellaceae. Gene Ontology annotation, biological process: adenylate cyclase-activating G protein-coupled receptor signaling pathway.